Molecule: messenger RNA, 1501 nt
Organism: Anthonomus grandis grandis
Lineage: Eukaryota; Metazoa; Arthropoda; Insecta; Coleoptera; Curculionidae
Product: coiled-coil domain-containing protein 39-like
Exons: 5
Coding region: 464-1375 (303 amino acids)
Source: RefSeq, a predicted model, not a curated record
GUGUUAGAAAAUUGCCAAGUCUGUGAAGAUAGACUGAUUUUUAUCAAGUUUUUCAAUUGAUAUACGUGAGGUUUAUGUUCGACUACAGAAAACUUCAAUAAUAUAAGUGUUAAAUGGAUUUUAAUGUGUUACAAAAUAAUUUAAAAAUGUUGUGUCUACAAACGGUACAGUAGUGUAAAACUAUUUUCGUGUUUAAUGUCACGUGAUGUGUUAAAUUGUGAUACUUUUUUUCAUGUAUUUGGGGUCUUUUUGAUAGGAAUUAUACGCCGGAUAGUUAAUAACAUUGUUAAAUGCUGCACAUUCAUAUUUAAAAAUUUUUAUAUUAACAUACCAUCCAAAGCUUUCUUUUCUUAUUUCUUUAGGGGGCUAUGACAAAUAAGCAAGAUGGCCGCAGUAAUUAAAAUGGCCCCCUUUCUGUUACUCAUUAGUUCAAUUCAGUAAUGAUCAACUUAUACAUUCGAAAAUGAUGUGUAACGACGAAAAUAUUGACAAACAUAUAAAACUUAUAGAAAGUGGCAUCGAAAAAACUCGUCGUCAAGCCUAUCAGGAAAUUUUAAAAAAUGAAUACGUAGACCUCCUAAAGGAACAGGUCGAAUUGGAAAAGCAAGAAGAAAACAGAAUGCGUUCAGUAGAACGGAUUUUAGACAAGAAUCAGGAUUUAGCGUAUCAGGAAUUGGCUGAGAAAACCAACAAGUUACGAAGUGAACUAGUAAUCUUAAAAAGGGAAUUGCAUGAGCUUAAUGAGAAUUUUGAUAAUUUAACAAUAAGAUCAACAGUACAAAAGGAGCACAAGAAAAAGGAAGAAGAAGAGAGCAUAAAUCAACUGAAAGUCCUUUAUUUAGCGGAAUCUAAACAGCUCAAUGCCACUCUUAAACAGACCGAGCAAGAAUGUGAAAAAAUUGAACGUGAACGUCAGCAGCAUAUUCAACGAGAAAAAAACACCAGAGAAUCCAGUUUGGCUGAAAUCAAAGGGCACUUGCAACGUCAAAUUUUUGAUCGGAACGGUGAAUUUUUUCAAGCUCAGCAAAAGAAUAAGGAGCUGAGAAAACAAGUUGAGGAGUUAAAAAAAGAGAUUAAUAGACAACAAGACGUCCAAACAGUGCGUUUUCAAAAUACGCGCCCAUUUACUGUGAAUUAUAUGGAAACUAAUAAUAAACCGGCUGAUGAUCACGAUGAUGUUCAGUUUAAAGACUUGUACAAUACUAGAUUCGCGGAUGAAAAGCAAGAAAAUGUGUCGAUAAUGUGUGACGGUCCUGAUUUUGAUUUUGAGGAGGUUGAUGCAGUAAUUCAUGCUGAUAAUAAGGAUUUUAUUAGGAUUGAUGAGGAUCAGAUCGAGUUACUAAAAGAUAAGGAAUUUGAUUUUGCCGAAUCUUAGCGGAAACAAAGUAAUUUGAAGCUCAUUGUUAAUAAUCUCGUUUCUUAGUAGAUCAAUUAUUGAUGGUCUAAAAGGAAUUCAUUUUUAUUUAAGUUUGUUUUAAUAAAUUUAUGUUUUUUAGUAAAA